AUGGAGCUAUACACCCUAGUCAUCAGUGCCCUGUGCACCCUGGUGCUGCCAGUCCUGCUGCUGCUCACUGCAGUCAAGCUGUGGGAGCUGUACUGUUACAGCUGCAGAGACUCUGGCUGCCAGUACCCGCUGCCCCCUGGCACUAUGGGGCUGCCUUUCUUUGGAGAAACCUUACAGAUGGUGCUACAGAGACGUAAAUUCCUGCAACUGAAGCGCAGAAAGUACGGACACAUCUACAAGACUCAUCUGUUUGGAACCCCGACCGUGCGCGUCAUGGGAGCUGAAAACGUGCGGCAGAUCCUCCUGGGGGAGCACAAGCUGGUGUCCGUGCACUGGCCGGAAUCAGUCCGUACCAUCCUGGGGGCCGACUGCCUCUCCAAUCUGCAUGACAGCCAGCACAAGCACAUGAAGAAGGUCAUUGUACAAGCCUUCUCCAGAAAAGCCCUGGAGAACUAUGUACCCGUCAUGGAGGAGGAGAUGCGCCAUGCCAUUAAUGAGUGGACGCAGAGCGAUUCCUGCGUGCUGGUGUACCCCGCCGUCAAGCGCCUCAUGUUCCGUAUAGCCAUGAGGCUUCUUCUGGGCUUCGAACCUGAGCAAAUGGACCCAGCACACGAACAACCGCUGGUGGAAGCCUUCGAGGAAAUGAUAAGGAACCUCUUCUCUCUUCCCAUUGAUGUCCCGUUUAGUGGCCUCUACAAGGGUCUUCGGGCAAGAAAUAUAAUUCAUGCUAAAAUUGAAGAUAACAUCAAGGAAAAGUUAAAGAAGGACCCAGAGGCGUCUUCUAAAGACGCUUUACAGUUGCUGAUUGACCAUAGCCGGAAGACUGGAGAACCUGUGAACUUGCAGGCAUUGAAAGAAUCUGCAACUGAACUUCUGUUUGGUGGCCAUGGGACCACAGCUAGUGCUGCCACAUCUCUCAUAACGUUUCUUGGCCUUCACAAGGAGGUUGUGCAGAAAGUCCGUCAAGAGCUUGACUCUAAGGGUCUCUUAUCUAGUAAUCCUGAAGAAAAGAGAACUGUGACCCUGGAUGUAUUGCAACAACUUAAAUACACAAGCUGUGUCCUAAAGGAGACCCUUCGCCUCAGCCCACCAGUUCCUGGAGGAUUCCGAGUUGCCUUGAAGACUUUUGUCUUAAAUGGUUAUCAGAUUCCAAAGGGCUGGAAUGUCAUAUACAGCAUUGCUGACACUCAUGAUGUGGCAGAGAUUUUCCCCAACAAAGAAGAGUUCAACCCUGACCGUUUCUUAACUCCGUUCCCUGAAGACUCCUCCAGAUUCAAUUUCAUUCCAUUUGGAGGAGGUGUGAGGAGCUGCGUGGGCAAAGAAUUUGCCAAGAUCCUCCUGAAAAUUUUUAUCGUUGAGCUGUGUCGCACCUGUGAUUGGGAACUUCUAAAUGGAGCACCGACCAUGAAGACUGGUCCCAUUGUCUAUCCAGAGGACAAUCUUCCCACGCAAUUCAAACCCUUUAAAAGCACAAUAUAAGGGAUGACUCAUUCUUGUAAAGGCACAAAAUUAUAUAUGGCAUCUUUAUGUAUAUAGCAG
Bufo bufo (common toad) is the source of this 1539-nucleotide messenger RNA. Its product is annotated as cytochrome P450 26A1. NCBI's taxonomy places the organism in Eukaryota, Metazoa, Chordata, Amphibia, Anura, Bufonidae. Gene Ontology annotation, molecular function: iron ion binding; oxidoreductase activity, acting on paired donors, with incorporation or reduction of molecular oxygen; monooxygenase activity. The record is from RefSeq and is a predicted model, not a curated record. The transcript is spliced from 7 exons. Bases 1 to 1479 code for a protein of 492 amino acids. Gene Ontology annotation, biological process: sterol metabolic process.